AGUGUUGCUGCUGCUGAUGAGAGCAGCUGCAGGAGUCUGGACAUGUGACCUCAGCACAGGAAGAAGAGUCAAGACAUGAGUCACAGAUUCCUCCUCCACCAGAGAAACCACACAACAACCCUCUGAAAGCACCACAACAACCACCAGAACCAGAACCACAACAACCACCAGAACCAGAACCACAACCAGAACCAGAACCAUGCCGUGCUGCGGAGCUCUGUGUCAGUAUGAAACCACCAAGCUGGUCCGGAUCCAGAGUCUCCGGCUCGGAUCUCUGAAGUGGAGCCUGAACGGAGCCAUCCUGCUGUUCAUCUGCCUCAUGUUGCUGUGGAACAGGGCGUACCAGCAGUUUGACCUGGUGGUGAGCUCCGUCACCACCAAGGUGAAGGGAGUCGCUCAGACCACCCUGCCCGGGGUCGGGGACGUGGUCUGGGACGUGGUGGACUACAGCGGGCCCUCUCAGGACAAAAACUCGUUCUUCGUUGUGACGAACGUCAUCGUGACGAAGAAUCAGAAGCAGGGGAAAUGUCCCGAGGUUCCUCUGAAAGACCGAUCGUGUCGCUCUGAUAAAGACUGUGAGAAAGGAGGCUGGGACCAGCAGAGCCACGGGCUGAAGACGGGAUCAUGUGUGAAGUUUGACGUGUUGAGGAAAACCUGUGAGGUCUCUGCGUGGUGUCCAGUCGAAACCAAGACCAACCCUCCGAGGCCCGCUCUGCUGGCAGCAGCCGAGAACUUCACCGUCCUCAUCAAAAACAACAUCCGGUUCCCUGCGUUCAACUACAGCCGGAGGAACAUCCUCCCCGUGAUGAACGACAAAUACCUGAAGAGCUGCCAGAGAGGAAAAGACUCGCUGUGUCCCAUCUUCAGACUGGGAGACAUCGUCCGAGACGCCGGAGAGAAGUUCUCUGAAAUGGCCGUAGAGGGUGGCGUCAUCGGCAUCCUGAUCAAGUGGGACUGUAACCUGGACCGGCUGAUGCAGCGCUGCCUCCCCACCUACUCCUUCAGACGGCUGGACGAGAAGGAGAGCAACAGGACGCUCUACCCGGGCCUCAACUUCAGAUAUGCAAAGUACAACACGGUGGACGGAGUGGAGGAGCGGACGCUCUAUAAAGCAUUCGGCAUCAGGUUUGAAGUCAUGGUGUUCGGACAGGCGGGAAAGUUCAGCUUCAUCCAGCUCAUCAUCUACAUCGGAUCAACGCUGUCCUACUACGCUCUGACGACCUUGAUGAUCGACUGGCUGAUCGGAACCAGCUGUUACUCUGCAGAGGUCGGACAGAACUACUCUGAGAGGAAAGUGGAGUCUGUCCAGGACCAACAGAAGUGCAUCCUCUGUGUGUCCUACGUCGACGAGGACAACAUUCGGCUGGUGAAGAGAUCGCAGAAGAAAAGUUUACAAGACGUCAAACCGAUUUCUGUUCAGCCACUCAAGGAGGACUCGGGACACCUGAGAGCCGUCCUCUGUCUCCUCCAGACGGGUGUCGGCGUGGAUCACGACGCUCAACCUCCACUCAACCAGAAACCCGCCGCCGACGCCAAACCUCGCCGCCCGGCCUGGUGUAAGUGUGACCGCUGCGCCCCCUCCUCCGUCCCCCAGGAGGAGCUGUGCUGCCGGCUCGGCGACGGCGCCUGCAUCGUCUCGUCUCCGCUGUUCGAGCAGCUGGUGUUGCGCCGCUCGCUGCUGGAGGCCGUCCUCCUGUACCGGGACCCUCUGUCUCCCCCCGCUGGCCGAGGCCAGACCGCCGCCUUGCGUCACUGCGCCUACGGUCAGUACAUCAGCUGGAGGUUUGGGGUCACGCCCGACGACGCCCACGCCGCCAUCCCCAGCUGCUGCGUGCGGAGGAUCAGGGAGGAGUACCCGAGCCCGGGGUACAGCGGCUUCAGACCUGCCAGGGUGGCGUCCAUGAAGGCGUCCAUGCAGUCCUGCCCUAACUUUGUCAGCUUGAUUGUAUCAGUUGGGAAUGAAAGUCAAUAAAUCAUCCGUCAUCUCGCUUCUCAGUAACAAAUAGAAGUAUUAUUUCUUAGACUCAAUCCCUUUAAGGAGCUUUUUGCCUUUUUUAUACGGCAUAAAUAUCAUUUCUAACAUCACUAACAGACUAAAGUUUUCUCUCUUCUGCCAGGAAUGUGUUCACAUCCGUCAUAUCGUAUGGAAAGACUUUUAUUCCUACAUGGGAAUUAGCAAACUCCAAACAGUUCAUGGCAAAAACAGUUUAAUGGCAAUUAAAACAGGAUCAAAAAAUGAUUUGUCUCUCUCCAUUGACUAUCGUAAGAUCCAAUUGUUGCUGGGCGAAUGGAUAAACAGUUCGGCACGUCGUCAAACCUCAUUUUAAACAACCCCCCCUGUUUCCAGUCUUUAUGCUAAGCUAACCGGCUGCUAGUUGUAGCUUCAUAUUUACCGUACAGAUGAGAGAGAGGUUUUAAUUUGCAGAUUUCUCUCUCAGUAUGAAAGUGAAUAAAUGUAUUUCCCAGAAUGCAGACAUGAGAUCUUCUGAUUUGACUCUUGACAAGAAAAGAGAAUAAACCUGUUUCUUAACAUGU
Messenger RNA from Sebastes umbrosus (honeycomb rockfish), 2535 nucleotides. RefSeq names its product purinergic receptor P2X, ligand-gated ion channel, 7 (gene p2rx7). Gene Ontology annotation, cellular component: nuclear inner membrane; plasma membrane. The record is from RefSeq and is a predicted model, not a curated record. NCBI's taxonomy places the organism in Eukaryota, Metazoa, Chordata, Actinopteri, Perciformes, Sebastidae. Gene Ontology annotation, biological process: response to ATP; monoatomic cation transmembrane transport. Gene Ontology annotation, molecular function: purinergic nucleotide receptor activity; ATP binding; extracellularly ATP-gated monoatomic cation channel activity.